GCACUGCUCACUAAGAUCUUACAGCUGUAUUUCAGUGAGUGUGAGCCUAAAGUACUUUGAACAACGACUACAGUAUGCUACACGCCUAAUUUACACAUAUUUUAUAAAUAAAAUAAGUCCAAAAAGAAUUCGGGACAGGAAUGGAAGGCGGACAAUCGCCCCUACGUGGGAACGUUACUUCAUUGGGUGGAAUACAGUAACUUUGUCCCGGCUACACCGGUAGUCGAAUGCACCCACGUCGGGGCCUCGGGAGGAGAGGGGUUGUGCCAGAGAGAUCAGCUUGCUCUAAAAUCCGGACAAUAUAGAUCAAUUACAAGGAAAACAAUCUACCACUUGAAACUACGACUAAUUUAAACGCAAGAUGUGUGUGGAAGCUACACGCAGCAGUCCUAUCUCGGCUAGCGUGGUUAUGGGUGCGUAAACACAACUGAAAGUUGCAGUAUUUCGGUGAGUAAACGCUCGUAUUUGCCGUGCUGCGUUACAACCAGGCAGCAUAACCACGGCCACACCCUCUUCUGCUUCCUGAUACAGAAGAUGUAGCGGGAACAUAUAACCGACUCCCAAUGAAGAAUCACGACCACUUAUCUCUUAAGGAGUUUCAAAGUCAACAUCAGAGGUAAAAGUUGUGAGUUGUACUUCAAAAACGGCAGCUUUUCGAUCGGAAUACGACUCUUGAUAUGGAUAUCAAAACCGAAACCCGACGCCACGAACGCCGGACUAGAUCAUGCCCAGCUUUUUACUAAACAGUGCUUAUGGACAGUAGAAAUGUACAUAGACUUGUACCUGGAGAAGGAACUAUUUUAUAUUCCGGGACCGUGCAUGAAAAAGAAACGAUUGAAAGCCGUGAGAGGUUCGCCGCAAUUGGCCUGUUGCUCUUGCACUGGAGGCUUUUAUUUUGGAAGAUUAAUGGAAUGAUGGUGCAGGAAAAGCACUGCGAUCCUGGUGAGGUCAAUCGGAACUGCUCUGGUGGUGGUCGUGUUAUAAGAGGCAUGAAACUGCCUCACUGUCACUUUAGGGUGGUCAAACGGAUUUUGAACAGAUCAACUUAUAAUACAGUGCACAGAAGCCCUGCUGCUCUUGUGCAAGCAGGUAUUUUAAAUUCAGACCUGCUCGACUCAAAGUAAACGAAGGGACACUUGGCUGAUUAACUCAAAGGUUGUACCUAACUCAAACAGACUUUACUAAUACUGUUUAUUUUGGUAGCUGCAUAGUAUACAAAUAUUUUUGUAUGAUUGUUUUGUUCAGUCUGCACUUCGCCUACACAGAGGCAACCCGGUGGCACUGCAGUUUUUUUGGUUUUAUAUUGUGUGUGUUAUUGUUUGGACCAGUAUAUAUCAAUUCAUAGCUUAUUAAUGCUACAAAAUACAACCUGUGAAUUUUUUUAGACAGCUGUGGGCUAUGUUGGCAAACUUGGCAUAUAUUGAGUGAGACAGCAGGGGCAUUUAACCAGGUUAAUAUUAAUUAGAUAAAGCACAGAAGAAGAAGAAGAAGAAGAAGAAAGAAAUCCAGAGUAACAACGAAGGGAAGAUCAGAUGCAGCUGCUGGGUUAUUGAUAACCCUUUUUUUUUUGUGACAGGCAUAACAUUGCUACUUUUUCUUCUAGGUGAAACAUAAUAAACAUGAGUUAAAUAUGUGGCUGUCAUACUCGGUUUAGAUCAGAACUUUUUGAAAGGAGUACUGUAUGACAAUUCCCACUCCCCUGCUGUUUACAAAUUGAAACCUUAUUAGAAAACUACUGCAUGGUAGUUAUCCAUUCUGCUUCAGUUUUAAGCAAAUGUUUACUUUAAAUAACUCGAUGUCCUGUGCUUUUUCAAAUUUGCAAUUAACAGUGGAUACACUUAAAUGCAUACUUUCUGAAGGACUAUAAGGAAGUCUUUGGCCAGUUUCAACUCAGUGUUUGUUUUUGAGUACAUGAGGAUUUUGGCACAAUAAUGUCUUAAGUUACAAUCCCUUACACGGGAGUGUAUGGUUUAAUCCCUUUUUUGUGGAAGAAAAGAAAGAAACCGAAAAUCAGCUUGACCACCCUACUAUGGCUAGUAGUGGCUCGGGGAAGUCAGCUAGUGAGGGAUCUACCAGUGUUCUGAGCGGCAGCUUACAGCAGAGGAAAAAGCUCUCGUCCAUCUGUGACGCAUGCAAGGCCAAGAUGCAGCUGGUUGCUGACCUGCUGCUGCUGUCCAGCGAGACCAGGCCGGUGGUCGGUGCUGAAGGGCCGCCGGUGGCUGAGACAUUCGAGGCCUGCCGGGACACAGUCAUCGCCCGGACCAAGGAGCUGUCCAUCCUGACGCACGACAUCCAGAGCCAGCUCAACAUGGGCAAGUUCACGGAGGUCGGGGACCGGCUCCUGGAAAUGGGCGACCUGGUGAUCUCUCUGACCGAGUGCUCGGCACACGCUGCGUACCUGGCGGCCGUGGAGACCCCGGGCUCCCAGCCCUCCCUCCCGGGCCUGGUGGACCGCUAUAAGGUGACCCGCUGCAGGCACGAAGUGGACCAGAGCUGCGGGGCGCUCAAGGUCACGGCCCUGGCAGACCUGAGCCCCCAGCUCCUCCUGGAGGUGUCGCAGAACAUCUCCCGGAACCUGAAGACCCUGACGGACGCCUCCGUCCUGGCUAGCGAGAAGUCAAAGGACAAGUUUGCCAAGGAGCAGUUCAAGCUGGGCGUGAAGUGCAUGAGCACUAGUGCCACUGCUCUUCUGGCUUGCGUGAAGGAGCUGAAGACCUCUCCCAGCGAACUGACCCGGAACCGGUGUGUCCUCUUCAGUGGGCCCCUGGUGCAUUCGGUGCACGCUUUGGUGGGCUUCGCCACUGAGCCUCAGUUUUUGGGCAAAGCGGCCGCCAUCAACCCCGAGGGGAAGACGGUGCAGACGGCCAUUCUGGGCGGGGCCAUGAGCGUGGUCUCCGCCUGUGUCCUCCUGACCCAGGGCCUCAGGGACAUUUCCCAACAACCGGAAAACAGCACCAAGAUGCCGGACUACCGGGAGCGCCUGCGGAACUCAGCCUGCGCUGUCUCGGAGGGAUGCUGUUUGCUCUCUCAGGCACUAAGGGAAAGAUCUUCACCCAGGACUUUACCGCCAGUCAACUCUCAUUCUGUGAAUUAAAACCUUUUUAAAACGAUCUCCCGGCAAGUUUUUUGUACCAAAGAAUUUGAUUGAACUGACCCUUUACAGUAGUAAAGCCAGUGCAAUGAGCUGCGGCGGAGGUUAGCUGGUGACGGGGGUUGGUUUGCGCUCUUAACCGAUAUGAGACACAAGGUCUUCUCACGCUGGAUGUGAUUGAAGUCUUACUAAAACAGCCAAACUUAACAACUCAGUCCUAAUCAGCAUUCACUGUUAGCCCCCCCCCUCCCCUCUUUGCAAGGAAGUAACGAAUUAAACCAGAAAAGUUUACCUCAGUUUUCAGCCAUUUGAAAACAACUGAUGGAUGUAGCCUCACGCGUGUGACAUUUGAGCUGGUGAUCUAUAGAAGUAAAUGAGCUGUGUAAAAGUGGGAAGAGUGGCAGUGUUUGUUUUCCAUGUGUGAAUUUUAAUGGGUAAAAGCUGCUGUGAGUGUGUGCUAUAGAUUUUACACUAUUACAGAAUUACUAGUACUUUCAAUGUGUUUUGAUCAUGCAUGUACUGGAGUAUUUAUUUCAACUAUUAAAAUGUUGUUUCUCAUA
Molecule: messenger RNA, 3651 nt
Organism: Conger conger (European conger)
Lineage: Eukaryota; Metazoa; Chordata; Actinopteri; Anguilliformes; Congridae
Gene: tlnrd1
Product: talin rod domain containing 1
Exons: 1
Coding region: 2030-3094 (354 amino acids)
Molecular function (GO): actin binding
Source: RefSeq, a predicted model, not a curated record